AUGGCGGCGGGUAAGGAAAAGGAAGCCACGAGCGCCUGCCAGACCGGGCAGGCGUCGCUUGCGGCGCGCCUGCUCAAGGGCAUCUCGACGGCCACCGCAGACAAGGGCUACAACCUCGUCUUCUCGCCGCUGUCCAUCCACGUCGCGCUCGCGCUGAUGUCGACUGCCGCCGCAGGGGACACCCUUGACGAGAUCCUCCGCGUCGCCGGCGCGCCGUCACGGGAGGAGCUCGCCGCGUUCGUGAGGGCCAUGGUGGUGGACCGCGUCCUCGCCGACCGGUCGGGCAUCGGCGGGCCGAGCCUCUCGUUCGCGUGCGGCGCGUGGACCGACAAGAGCUGGCCGCUCAGGCCCGCGUACGUCGACACCGUCGUCGGGACGUUCAAGGGCAACACAUGGGCCGUCGACUUCCAGAACAAUCCAGUUGAAUCAAGACAGCAGAUCAACGCAUGGGUGGCCUAG
Phragmites australis (common reed) is the source of this 459-nucleotide messenger RNA. Its product is annotated as putative serpin-Z5. The record is from RefSeq and is a predicted model, not a curated record. Lineage: Eukaryota; Viridiplantae; Streptophyta; Magnoliopsida; Poales; Poaceae. Gene Ontology annotation, molecular function: serine-type endopeptidase inhibitor activity. The transcript is spliced from 2 exons. Bases 1 to 459 code for a protein of 152 amino acids.